AAUGGGCGACUAUACGCUGGACGUGGACAACUUGAUUCAGCGGCUCCUAGAAGCUCACAAACUGCAACAGCAGCAGGCGCAAGAGUCCCGGAAAAAGGGCAAACUGAAAGAGAUAUUCUCACACGAUUUUAUGGUGCGAGGAUGUCGUCCAGGGAAAUCAGUACCAAUGCCAGAGGAAGAAAUUCGAGCGCUAUGUUUAAAAUCUCGUGAAAUUUUCCUACAACAACCAAUACUUCUGGAAUUGGAAGCUCCACUCAAAAUUUGUGGUGAUAUACAUGGUCAGUACACAGAUUUGCUACGACUGUUCGAGUACGGUGGAUUUCCCCCAGAGGCCAAUUAUUUAUUCCUGGGCGAUUACGUGGACCGAGGCAAACAGUCGUUGGAAACGAUCUGUCUACUGUUAGCAUACAAAAUCAAGUAUCCGGAAAACUUUUUCCUACUGCGCGGAAAUCAUGAGUGUGCCAGUAUUAAUAGGAUAUAUGGUUUCUACGAUGAAUGCAAGCGGCGGUACAACGUGAAACUGUGGAAAACUUUUACCGAUUGUUUCAAUUGCCUGCCCAUUGCUGCCAUUAUUGAUGAGAAAAUAUUCUGCUGUCACGGAGGCUUAAGCCCGGAUUUGAACCAUAUGGAACAGAUUAAGCGCAUAAUGCGACCGACAGAUGUACCCGAUACGGGGCUACUGUGCGAUCUGCUGUGGAGCGAUCCGGACAAGGAUGUGAAGGGUUGGGGGGAGAAUGAUCGUGGCGUAAGCUUUACGUUCGGUGUGGACAUCGUUGCAAAGUUUUUGCUUAUUCACGAGUUGGAUCUCAUUUGCCGAGCGCAUCAGGUCGUUGAAGAUGGGUACGAGUUCUUUGCCCGCCGAUCUCUAGUAACGCUGUUUUCCGCACCGAACUAUUGUGGCGAAUUCGAUAAUGCUGGCGGCAUGAUGUCUGUCGAUGCGAAUUUAAUGUGUUCGUUUCAGAUUCUGAAGCCAUCGGAAAAGAAGGCUAAAUAUCAGUACAGCGGAACAAACAAUCAGCGGCCCCAGACGCCCCAGCGCAAUCAAAAUCCAACCAAUAAACGGAAAUAAUAAUUUCUCUCCCUUCUCAACCGCUACCUAACGAGACGCAGCAAAAAGAAGUCAUCAUUAACAGCCAGUUCGUCUGCAAACAUCGCCACCAAUAACUCAACUAAUGUUUCCAACAGCACUGAUGGGGAAGAUGAAAUCAUGCUUACCGGUACCUCCGUGCCGUACGAUCCUGCAGCCGAGCAUUUGGCACAAUGUCAGGAGCAGGAACGA
Messenger RNA from Anopheles maculipalpis, 1279 nucleotides. RefSeq names its product serine/threonine-protein phosphatase PP1-beta catalytic subunit (gene flw). Gene Ontology annotation, molecular function: protein serine/threonine phosphatase activity. Gene Ontology annotation, cellular component: nucleus; cytoplasm. Bases 2 to 1069 code for a protein of 355 amino acids. NCBI's taxonomy places the organism in Eukaryota, Metazoa, Arthropoda, Insecta, Diptera, Culicidae. The transcript has 7 exons. The record is from RefSeq and is a predicted model, not a curated record.